UUCUCUUCGCGACAUCAGCAGAGAGACUGAUGCCGUCGCGAGUCGCAACCGCGCUGCCCGCGAGCCGCCCGCCUCGCGCACUUCCGUGUUUCCAUAACCUACACUCUAACCAUAAAGUGCUGUGCCAGUGAAAAUGUUAAACUAAAUAGCAGGUGCUAGGAGAAUAAACUGUUAUGGCGAUAUUCAGAAGCAGAAGAUGCUGCUUCGGGCUUCUAAUCUUCAUAGUCCUAGCGACCAAUACCUUCUGUGAUCCAGAGGUGUACUACGAGAAGCAGCGGUACGAUGGCUGGUUCAACAACAGAGCCUAUCCCGACUGGGGGUCCGUCGGUAGCCGACUUACACGCAAGACGCCGGCGUCGUACGCGGACGGCGUGUACAUGAUGGCGGGCGCAGACCGGCCCGGCGCACGCGCACUCUCCAAGCUCUUUAUGCGUGGUCAGGAUGGACUUCCCUCGCUGGCGAAUAGGACAGCCCUGCUGGCUUUCUUCGGUCAAGUAGUAACUGGCGAGAUAGUGAUGGCGUCGGAGUCCGGGUGUCCGAUAGAGCAGCACCGCAUACCCGUGGAGCAGUGCGACCACAUGUACGACCCCGACUGCAAGGGCGCCAAGUACAUGCCCUUCCACCGCGCAGCCUACGACAGGAACACCGGACAGAGCCCUAACAGCCCGAGGGAACAGAUCAACCAGAUAACGUCGUGGAUCGACGGCAGCUUCGUGUACAGCGCCAGCGAGGCGUGGGCGAACGCGCUCAGGUCGUUUCAGAACGGCACGUUAUCCAGCGAGGGUGGUCUGCCGCCGCGCAACACGAAGCGCGUGCCGCUGUUCAACAACCCCCCACCACACUACAUGCGCAUGCUCAGCCCCGAGAGACUCUUCCUUCUCGGUGACCCUCGUACGAACCAGAACCCGGCGAUGGUGACGUUCGGUAUCCUGCUGAUGCGGUGGCACAACGUGAUCGCGGCGCGGGUUCACCGCAACCACCCGGACUGGAGCGACGAGCAGCUGUUCCAGCGAGCGAGAAGGAUCGUCAUCGCCAGCUUACAGAACGUCAUCCUUUACGAGUACGUGCCAGCGUUUCUCGGUGUUCCCAUGCCGGCGUACACGGGGUAUCAUGCUGAAGUGGCGCCGGGGGUGACACAUGCGUUCGCCGUGGCCGCCUUCCGCUUCGGCCACACCCUGGUCCCACCGGCUAUCCUGCUGAGGGACCGGAACUGCAGGACCAGCAGAGCACCGGGCGGCCACGACGCGAUCAGACUCUGCCAGACUUGGUGGGAUGGAAAUGAUGUGAUGUCACAAGUGCCAAUAGAGGAAGUUCUUAUGGGAAUGGCGUCACAGUUGUCGGAGAGAGAAGACGCUCUACUAUGUUCCGACGUACGAGACAAUUUGUUCGGACCCAUGGAGUUCUCUAGAAGAGACUUAGGUGCCCUCAACAUUAUGAGAGGAAGAGACAAUGGGCUACCAGAUUAUAAUACUGCAAGACAGUACUUCGGUUUACCGAAGAGGAAAACUUUUAGUGAAAUUAACCCGGAACUUUUCGAAAAUAACCCAGACCUGCUACAAAAUUUCAUACGAAUAUAUGAAGGCAAUGUUGACAAUAUAGAUGUGUAUAUCGGUGGUAUGCUUGAAUCUUCUGGUCACCCUGGCGAGCUAUUUAGAACCAUCAUCAUCGAUCAGUUCACACGAAUACGAGAUGGAGAUAGAUUUUGGUUCGAAAAUGAAAAGAAUGGAAUGUUCACAUCAGAGGAGAUCUCGGAGCUGCAGAAGAUCACGAUGUGGGACAUCAUAGUGAACAGCACGGCGGUGGGGCCGGGCGACAUACAGCGCGACGUAUUUCACUGGCGCGAGGGGGAUCCCUGCCGCCAGCCGUACCAGCUCAACGCCUCCAAACUACCCCCCUGUAAAUACUUGAAGGGCUAUGAUUAUUUUGAGGGCAACGAGUUUGCAUACAUCUACACAUGUCUAAUACUGGGGUUCGUUCCCAUACUAUGCGCGGGCGCAGGAUAUGGGGUCGUCAAGCUCCAGAACAGUCGACGACGAAAAUUGAAAAUACAACAGGAACAUCUGAAAAACGCUAAUCAAAAAGGUUCCGUGGACAAAAUGGUAUGCCGUGAAUGGGUCCACGCUUCCCACAAGCGGCUCGUCAAACUUCGUCUUGGGCCAGAGCCGUGUAUACACGUGACGGACCGAAAAGGUGACAAGCUGCGGACCGUACCUCUGGAACAUACGGACCAACUUACUGUUGUAGAGAGCCAGGAAGGCCGAAACAACAAACGGCCUCUAGUCCUCAUCAGAGUGCCAAGAGAACAUGAUCUAGUUCUAGAAGUAGACUCACUGGCAUCAAGGCGUAAAUUCCUUGUCAAAUUAGAUACAUUUUUAUCACAACACAAGAAGAUUCUGAAUCUCACGCAAGGUCAUCGUGAGCAAAUGUUAGCUUCGGCUGAAACAAGAGAGAGACGGCAGCGUAAGCUUGAACAUUUCUUCAGAGAAGCCUAUGCCAUAACAUUUGGCUUAGCAGCUGGGGAAAAAAGAUGGAGAAAUGAGGAUUCAGAUCCUGAGUCCAUCGUAAUGAGGACCUCGUUAUCGAAAAGUGAAUUUGCUAGUGCCCUUGGCAUGAAAGCGGAUGCCGUUUUCGUAAAGAAGAUGUUCAAUAUCGUUGACAAAGAUGGGGACGGACGAAUAUCCUUCCAAGAAUUCUUGGACACAGUGGUCCUGUUCUCCCGAGGCGCUACUGAGGACAAGCUACGUAUAAUAUUCGACAUGUGCGACAAUGAUAGAAACGGUGUGAUAGACAAGGGUGAGCUGAGCGAAAUGCUGCGUUCAUUAGUUGAAAUUGCCAGAACUACAUCAUUGAGAGACGAACAAGUGACAGAGCUUAUUAAUGGAAUGUUUUCUGAUGCUGGUCUCCAACAAAAAGACCAUUUGACGUACUCAGAUUUCAAGGUCAUGAUGAAAGAAUAUAAAGGCGAAUUUGUAGCAAUUGGCCUGGAUUGUAAAGGCGCUAAGCAGAACUUCUUAGACACAUCAACUAAUGUUGCGAGAAUGACCAGUUUUCAUAUUGAACCUUCUAUGGAGCAGACCAGACACUGGCUGCUUUUGAAAUGGGACCAUCUCACCACGUUCUUGGAAGAGAACCGUCAGAACAUAUUUUAUUUGUUCGUAUUUUACGUGAUCACGAUUGGUUUGUUUGUUGAACGAUUCGCGCACUACUCGUUCAUGUCUGAGCACUUGGACCUGCGGCAUAUAAUGGGAGUUGGAAUAGCUAUCACUAGAGGAUCGGCAGCAUCCCUUUCAUUCUGCUACAGUCUUCUCCUUCUUACGAUGUCUAGAAACUUGUUAACUAAAUUGAAGGAAUUCAGUAUUCAACAAUACAUACCCCUGGACUCCAGCAUACAGUUCCACAAGAUAGUCGCAUGUACAGCGCUAUUCUUCUCCCUGCUGCAUACAGCGGGUCACUUGGUCAAUUUCUACCAUGUCUCUACACAGCCGGUAGAAAAUCUGAAGUGUCUAACAAAAGAGGUUCAUUUCACAUCUGACUUCCGACCGGGCAUCACAUACUGGGUCUUCCAAACUAUUACAGGUGUCACAGGCGUAUUACUAUUUAUAAUAAUGUGUAUAAUCUUCAUAUUCGCACAUCCGACGAUCCGCAAACGCGCCUACCCGUGGUUCUGGCGCGCGCACUCUCUGCACGUCGCCCUUUAUGCUCUUUGUUUGGUGCACGGCCUGGCAAGAUUGACUGGUGCACCUAGAUUCUGGAUAUUCUUCAUGGGACCUGCUAUCAUAUACACUUUAGAUAAGGUGGUAUCCCUACGCACAAAAUAUCUGGCACUAGAUGUGCUAGAAACUGAAAUGCUACCUUCUGACGUGAUCAAAAUAAAAUUUUAUAGACCACCUAACCUCAAAUACCUAUCUGGUCAAUGGGUGAGGUUGGCCUGUACCGCCUUCAAGAAAGAAGAGUUCCACUCCUUCACUCUAACUUCAGCACCACAUGAGAACUUCCUGUCGUGUCACAUCAAAGCCCAGGGACCCUGGACUUGGAAACUCAGAAACUACUUUGAUCCUUGUAACUACAAUCCUGAAACUCAACCUAAAAUCAGGAUCCAGGGUCCGUUCGGCGGGGGUAAUCAGGACUGGUACAAGUUCGAGGUGGCGGUGAUGGUGGGGGGCGGUAUCGGCGUGACCCCCUACGCCUCCAUACUCAACGACCUUGUCUUCGGCACGUCCACCAAUAGGUAUUCGGGGGUCGCUUGCAAAAAAGUAUAUUUCCUAUGGAUAUGUCCGUCGCACAAGCACUUCGAGUGGUUCAUCGACGUGCUGCGCGACGUGGAGCGCAAGGACGUCACCAACGUGCUCGAGAUACACAUCUUCAUCACGCAGUUCUUCCACAAGUUCGAUCUCAGGACCACCAUGUUGUACAUCUGCGAGAAUCACUUCCAGCGCCUGUCGCGGACGUCGAUGUUCACGGGCCUGAAGGCGGUGAACCACUUCGGCCGACCCGACAUGUCCUCCUUCCUCAAGUUCGUGCAGAAGAAACACAGCUAUGUAUCAAAAAUCGGCGUGUUCUCGUGUGGGCCUCGUCCGCUGACCAAGUCUAUAAUGUCCGCCUGCGAGGAAGUCAACCGGACGCGACGCCUGCCAUACUUCAUACACCACUUCGAGAAUUUCGGAUAGCCAGAAUUCGGGUUUGAUAUUUGUAAUGAAAUUGAAAACUUCAAUCGACAUUCAAAUUGUAUUAGUACGCAAACAAAAAAGUUUUCUUGAUAAUC
Aricia agestis (brown argus) is the source of this 4762-nucleotide messenger RNA. It is a transcript of the gene Duox, whose product is annotated as dual oxidase. Gene Ontology annotation, biological process: response to oxidative stress; superoxide anion generation; defense response. Gene Ontology annotation, cellular component: NADPH oxidase complex; plasma membrane. Gene Ontology annotation, molecular function: calcium ion binding; heme binding; superoxide-generating NAD(P)H oxidase activity. The record is from RefSeq and is a predicted model, not a curated record. The transcript is spliced from 29 exons. Lineage: Eukaryota; Metazoa; Arthropoda; Insecta; Lepidoptera; Lycaenidae. Bases 174 to 4667 code for a protein of 1497 amino acids.